This is a messenger RNA of Brachypodium distachyon (stiff brome), 2973 nucleotides long. Its product is annotated as protein FAR1-RELATED SEQUENCE 1. The record is from RefSeq and is a predicted model, not a curated record. The transcript is spliced from 3 exons. Gene Ontology annotation, molecular function: zinc ion binding. Bases 1334 to 2419 code for a protein of 361 amino acids. NCBI's taxonomy places the organism in Eukaryota, Viridiplantae, Streptophyta, Magnoliopsida, Poales, Poaceae.
GCGCCGCCACCCCGCCCCCGACCGAUUCUCCCCCUGCCCUAGCGCCGCCGCCCCCCGGUGCGCCGCCACCCCGCCGCCUGAGCGCCACCACCGCGGCCGUGGCUCUGACGGGCGCGCUGGUCUGGGCCGGCACGUCGCUGCUGCUGCAGCUCGUGCUCAUCUCCGCCUCCAUCUUCGCCGCUGCCGUCAAGUACUCCUUUGUCGCCGCGCUCCUGCUCUUCGUACUCAUCGCGCUCCUGUUUGUCAGUUUGUGAGAUGGAUGGUUAUAAUGCCAGCUUGGAGGAGAUGGAAGAAUAUCACAUGAUGGUGAGUCAGAUGUUUGGAAGCGUUGAAGAAGGUUACGAGCAGUACAACAGCUAUGCAAAAUCUAAAGGGUUUAGUGUGAGAUUGGACGAUAAGGAGUACAUUAGUGGCACCACGGAAUUGAAAAGAAAACGUUUCUGCUGCUGUAAGGAAGGGUACCAUUUGGAGAAGUACUUUGUAGAAAAAGAUCAAAUAAGGGAGCCACGGGCGCUCACCCGUUGUGGAUGUAAAGCUAUGCUUGAGAUCCAGCGACAACCUGGAACGGGUCUUUGGUUUGUCAAGAAUUUUGUUGAUGUCCACAGCCAUCCACUUGACCCCAAGCAGUCUCCUUUUCUACGGUCACAUCGCCGUUUAAACAAUGCUUAGAAAGCUGAUGCCAUAGAAUAUGGUCUUGGUGGCCUUCGUACGUGCCAAAUCAUGGAAGUUAUGGAGAAGCACCAUGGUGGGUAUGAUCAGGUUGGGUUUGUUUCCCAGGACCUCUAUAAUUUCUUCGCCAAGUACAAGAAGAAAAGAAUCUUAGGAAGGGAUGCUGAAUUUGUCUUGAACCACAUGAGAGCCCAAGUUGAACGAGAUGCUGAAUUUUUCUUCAAAUACAGUACGGAUGAUGAAGGACAUCUUUGAAAUAUAUUCUGGGCAGAUUCACAAUCUCAGAUUGAUUAUGAAGCAUUCGGUGACCUAGUUGUGUUUGACAGCACAUAUCGGGUCAAUCGGUAUAAUCUCCCAUUUGUUCCAUUUAUUGGGGUGGACCAUCAUCGCAGUACAAUUGUUUUUGGUGUUGGUAUUGUUUCAGACGAGACUGUCUCGUCGUACAAGUGGCUACUGCAGUCAUUUCUUGAGGCGAUGAGCCAUAAGAACCCGAGAUCUGUGAUCACUGAUGGAGACGCCGCCAUGAGGAAAGCCAUUAAGAAUGUUAUGUCGAGGACAGACCAUCGACUAUGCAGUUGGCACAUUGAGCAGAACAUGAUACGCCACCUGCGUAAUCCAAUGCUUCGGGACUUCAGAAAACUCAUAUAUCGUAAGAUGGGAGUAUAUGAGUUUGAGAGAUCUUGGGCUCGGUUCAAGGAAAAGUAUGAGAUCACAGAGCAGGUUGCAUGGAUGUCCAGAAUGUACAAACUUAGGAAGAGGUGGUCUGCGGCUUAUACAAAUGGAAGAUAUUUUUUUGGGCAUGCAGAGCAACCAGCGUAGCGAGAGUCUUAACUCUAGGCUCCAUAAUCACCUAGACCGGAAAAUGUCGUUGGUUGACUUGGUGGAGCACAGCGAGCACUGCAUGUCACGUAUCCGCAGAAAUGAGGCCGAGUUGGAUGCAAAAGCUGCAAAUUCAGUUCCUUUCACUAGAAUAGAUGCUAAUCCAUUAGAGAAAAAUGGUGCCCGUAUUUACACACCGAAGAUGUUCAGGAAGGUUAGAUAUUGCAUUCGCAGAUCAUCUGCAUGGGAGAUUGAAGAGCAUACAGAGAGAGAUGGGUUGGUCACCUAUAGAGCUGCAUUAAAAGAAGGAGCGGAAGGAGGGAGCAGACAUGUCUUCUUCGUAGAGUGUUCAUUUCAUGGAUCUUCAAUGAAUGGCAUCUUCUGUGGUUGCCGCAAAUUGGAGUGCGAAAGUGUCCCAUGUUCGCACAUUUUUUCACUUCUGAGUUUCCUGGGUGUAGAGACCAUUCCUCCGUGUUGUGUUCGGAUUAGGUGGACAAUGCAAGCAAAGGCCGCAUUCGUGUCGGAGACAAAUGCCAAUACACAUGUGUGGUCAGAAGAGAUGGGUCGUUACCGGCAAAUGCGAAACAAGGCUAGUGUUGCUCUAUUCAAAGCUUCGAAGAGCGAAGAGCGUUUGCAGCAGGUGAUGGAUUUUCUGCAAAGCAUUCUCGAUCGCCGCUUUGAGAAUGAUGGGACCCCAGAUGAGACGGCUUUUGGUCCUAUACCAUCCCAUUAUUCUGCCUCAAGCAAUGUUUUUGGGGGGAAAGUCCUUGAUCCAAAAAUAAUCGUGACAAAAGGUGCUCCAUCAAAGAAGAGAAUGAAGCCAUUUCAUGAGACAUUGAGGCAGUCGAAUGGGCACAAGAGGCGAAACAGAUCGUGCGGCGAAUGUGGCGAUUCCACACAUGACAGGCGCACUUGUCCAAAACUGAAGUAGUUAUUCUGGUGGUUGGUCCUCGCCUACAAUGACCAGAUCGUGCUGCUAUUCUCGUCGGGCAAGUAAUAACUGCAGCAGGAGUCGGUCCAGGAGGAUGGCAGCAUAAGUUGCCCUUCAAUUGAGUUGGGUGGUUGUGGCGACUCUCUACUCAACUUGAUAUAUGCACCUCCUUCUGGCCAGUCUGAGGAAUUCAGCUUAGGAGAUGAGCAAGAUGCUCCAGGCAAUCAUUCUGAAGAUGGUAGAAGAUAGAAUGGCUUAUUUAGUUUGAAGGCAAUCAUUCUGAAGAUGGUAGAAGAUAGAAUGGCUUAUUUAGUUUGAUUAUUGGCUAAUACGGCCAUUGAUUUUAGGUCACAGACCUGGAGUAGUUCUUCCGUGCUAUUCAUCUUUUAAAUUGGGUAUGACUUUAUCUAUCAUCAGUAGAAAACUGAUUCAGGUUGUAUCGGCCGUGCUCUGGUUAAUCUAGAACUGUCUGUACUGUAUUGCCGUGUGCGUUGAGUGUCGUAUUGGAUUAGAGUACUUUUGAAUAAAACGUGCAUAUCGGCUAGUGAACUGAA